Anguilla rostrata (American eel) is the source of this 3486-nucleotide messenger RNA. It is a transcript of the gene npm1b, whose product is annotated as nucleophosmin 1b. The transcript is spliced from 11 exons. Gene Ontology annotation, cellular component: ribonucleoprotein complex; nucleolus; cytoplasm. Gene Ontology annotation, biological process: chromatin remodeling; positive regulation of transcription by RNA polymerase II; ribosomal small subunit export from nucleus. The record is from RefSeq and is a predicted model, not a curated record. Gene Ontology annotation, molecular function: RNA binding; histone binding; chromatin binding. NCBI's taxonomy places the organism in Eukaryota, Metazoa, Chordata, Actinopteri, Anguilliformes, Anguillidae. The coding region runs from base 106 to 1044 and encodes 312 amino acids.
UUAUCCUAUUCGUUAGAUCAUCUGUCAGUUACGUCCGACCUAAGUACUUUUUCCUUUCACGAAUUGCACUUUCUAGAAUCCUUGAAAUUAGCCGUAAAGAACGAUAUGGCGGAAGACUGCAGCCCAGAUUUUAGCAGACCACAGAUGUAUUUAUUUGGCUGUGAGCUGAAGCCAGACAAGAAGGAAUACAAAGUCGAAGUGGACGACGAUGAAGCGGAGCACCAGCUGUCACUCAAAGCGGUGUGCUUGGGGGCGGAGGCCGAAGACAAGUUUCACACGGUGGAGAUUGAGGGCAUGACUUACGACGGCAAGAUGUCCAAAGUCCAGCUGGCCGUGCUGAAGCCAUCUGUACUCCCCUCUAUGAGUUUGGGAGGCUUCGAGAUCACACCACCAAUCACAUUCCGUCUCAAGUCUGGAUCUGGUCCGGUCUUCAUCAGCGGCCAACAUUUUGUCAGCGUGAAGGAUUCUGAUGACGAAGAGGAGGAUGAGGAGGAAGAAAACAACACAUCACCCUUGAAGAGGCCAUCAAACUCAACCUCGGGGAAGGCUCCCUUGCCGAAGAAACUGAAAAUGGUAAAGUCGGAUGAAGAAGAAGACGACGAUGAUGAUGACGACGAUGAUGAUGAGGAUGAUGACGACGAUGAUGAAGAUGAUGAAGACGACGACGAAGAAGAAGAAUCUGGGAAAACGCCAAAAACCACCUUGGUCAAAAUUCAAAAAAAGAGCGACAGUGCCCCAGAGAAGAAGUCUAAAGGCCCGUCCCGGGAGAACGGCUCGCCAGGGAAGUCGGGCGUCCCGACAGGAAAGCCCCAGGCUAAGGUAGCAGGAGGGGGCAAAGACAAGUCUGGAGCUGGUGCAUUCCCUAAACCACUCACAGUGAGCGACUUCAAGAGCAAACUAAGCACCCUUGCCAAGGAGGGAAAAGCUCUUCCAAAAACGGAACAGAAGUUUGAGAAUUUUGCCAGAAAUUGUUUCAAGAUCCCGGAUAAAAAUGUCAUCAAACAACUUUGGACCUUUGUGCAGACCUUGAGAAAAAGUAACUAACUGGAGAGUUUACGGUCAAAAUGUAAUUUUAAAUCCUGUUUCAUUUAAAUUUUUUAUUUUAUUAUUUUUUAAAUUCUGUACCUGCUAUGUCCCCUCUGAGUUGUGUUUUGAUAGAGUUCUGGACUAUGGUGACGCUGGAUUCCAGGUUGAAUGCCUUGACCAUCUCUCCUUCCACCUUUUUACUUACCGUGUGCUCAGCGAAACGGACGACGUUAGGCUAAUUGCUUCUCACCGCUCAAAAGAUUUCCCGUCCUGAGGUUUAACGGUAAACGGUUUAAACUUAACGUUCAGUCAUGCAAAAGUGCCGUGAAGUACCGGCCACUUAAGGAUACGAAAUAAGUGUUCUGUGCAGCUCGCCUUUCAAAUCCCAAGCUUUGCAAGUCAGUCCUAGUGGUCAAAUGAACCAGUUAUCAUUUAGUUAUCAUUUAAUCUAGUAUAAAUGAAUCCACCGUUGCCAUACAUAACUUGAUUAUAGUUUUGUAGAUUGGGGUAACCUGCACACCGAAGCUGUGAUAAAACAUCACAGGAGCGUGAUCGUUUUUUUUUUAAAAAGCAGAGGUAUGUCCACGCAUGCCUUCGGAGCUGCGUUUUCUCGUUUUGGUUUGAUUUUCUCGUGGUUCGCGAUCGAAAUCUCGUCGGCCGCGGUGUAGUUCUUCGGUCCGGAGCCGGUCUUAAUCUUGCACUAUCUUCACCGAGGCUUCCGCGCGACCUUCGGAAGGCAGAGACGUUUGUGUAAAUUGUAAAUAAUGUGUCAACGCUGAAUGUGUAUAUUUCUGAGCGUUGUCCGUGCUCCGCAAAGGCAGCUUUAGCGUGGAGAAAGGGGAUAAACCUGAGUAAUUGUCCGAUACCUGAGGCGGUUAUGUGGAAAUAGAUCCCCCCCGUAUUUCUUCUGUAGUCCUUCACUGACAGCUGCAAAGGAGGCCGUGCUCAUUCUGUCAGGUUUUCACAUUAUCGUAUCGUUUGAAACUUUCAGUCAGCGCACACUUUAAUACUUUAUAGGACACGAGAACCGUUUUCAAAAGAAUUUAAAAAAAAGAAAAAGAGAGUCGAUGUGUGAACAAGCAUCGAGUGCGUUGGUUAAUUGAAAAGCGAGUGUUUUCCUUUAAGUCUUAAUGUCAAAGAGACAUGUUAAUUUCACAUGAGGCCGAUUGAUUUCUAUCUGAUGUCGAAAGCCAGCGGCAUGGCACUUUCCCCACCUUUCAUACAUUACGGUCCUUUUUUUUUUCUUUUCCUGUUUUUCCUGUGUUAAUAUGCUAUUCUCAUAUUGUUAUAAUGUUAACUUUGUGUUGUGCGCCAUACAAAAAGGCAAAUGGUAGAUGCUUUUUUAGUUGCUUUUACUUUUCGGAAGCUCUAAAUUUGAAAUUAAGUAAAUUUCUUUUGAAAUUAGAUUUUGUCGCUUAAUUUGUGUGAUCAUUUGGGGGCUAGCCACGUGAUUUAUGGCAUUAUUAGUUGAAGAACGUGAAUGUGAAUGCAGAAUAAUUGUCGUUUAUUUCCCACGCAGUGAAAAGCAUUUAGCAUAAAUGACGCUACUUGUGCACUGCUCGCAUUGUGUACGCCGAGAACAGAAUGUGUCCGUCUCCAGAUUUACGUCCGUUGAUUCGGGGGUUCAACAGGGUUUGACGAGCCGUCAGCGAUCCAGAAUGGAGCAGGUUUGUCCUGGUAAAUCCACAAUCCGCUUUGAAGCGCUCACGUCGUCGACCCGUUUGCAUAUCAUCGUGAAUUAAGAAAAUCCGAUCCUUCUCAAACCGUCCGUGUUGUACACGAUUCGGCACUUACACCAUUUUUUUUUCGUUUUGGUAUUAUCGAGUGCGUGCCUAACGCUGUAACUUUGGCUUCAAAGUUUUGCCACCGGUCUCAUGUAUGACUGAUGCCUAACACAGUACAUGUGCAAGGGGAGGUAGGGUUGUUAAAGUGCACGACGUCGGCCUCUGCACUGACGAGAGGAGACCUCGUACCCUCUGGGCGUCUUUAAAAACCGCAGGAGGUGAACUCUCACUGCGUGUCGGUCAGGUCAGCGGGAAGCUAUAAAACCGCCCCCUAAUACGCGUUUGCCCAAUAGGGAUGAAUGCACCACUUUCCACUGUCGAGGUGAAACCAGGUUGACCCGUUUGCAGCCUCUAUUUGGUGGUGUACAGGCCGGUCCAUUAUGACCCCUGGAACAGAGCUGUACAGUGAGGGAGGGCUAUAACAGGUCAGCCUGGUUUCUGUUCUGUAGUGGAAAAAGGGCCAUAAUUAUCCAGGACGGUUCCAGGUUUGCAGUAGAGGGGGCCAUAAUCGAAGUGCAAGGCCACGUUCUUAACAGGAAAGGUGAAAACCGCUGACAUUUUUCACCUACCAUACUGUUUUCAAAGAAAUUCUUGUGUUCUGGUGGACCAUGGUUCAAAUUAUCAGUCUUGUUCUUUUCUUGACUUUUUCCCGAAUUAAAAAGGAAAGUUGUCGAAA